AUGCCUUCCGACGUCAAGCCCCAGGAUAUUACCGAGAAGAAUGACCCUAGUGUCAUGAGACAGUGGGACGAGGCCGACUUCUCCACCAAGUUCGAGGAGUUCUACAAGAUUGUGGAUGGAUUAAAGAUUGGUCUUCUAGGCACAUACCGCCCUGGUGUCGGACCCGUCACACGCUCCAUGGCCCUGGCCAAGCGCACCGGCCCCGACUUCCUCUUCCUCGCCAACGCACACUCGCAAAAGUUCAAGGAUAUCGAGGCAAACAAGGAAGUCAACAUUUCCUUCCAAGACACCAAGAGCCAAGACUGGAUCUCAGUCACCGGUACCGCCACCACUGCUUCCAACAGCGAUCCUCGUAUCAAGGAAGUCUGGAGCCGUGGUGCUGCAGCCUGGUUCGGUGACGUUGGAGAUGGUGUCCACAAUGGCACUGCCGAGGACCCGAGAAUGAGCUUGAUCGAGACCAACGUCGGCGCCCUCGGUUACCUCAAGGAAGUCGUUGCUGCCAAUGUCACCGGUGGAGUUGCCAACACCGGUAACCUCAGACAAAUGAAGGAGGACGAGAUUUCUCAGGCCAGAAAGCAGCACUCCAGCAUGAGCUCGUAA
Molecule: messenger RNA, 600 nt
Organism: Aureobasidium uvarum
Lineage: Eukaryota; Fungi; Ascomycota; Dothideomycetes; Dothideales; Saccotheciaceae
Source: the annotation of a GenBank genome assembly